AUGUCUGUAGUCUCGAGGCCAUCGAUACUUGAAGUCAGCAGGAGGGUAGAAGAGAGGGAGCGCAACGCGCCUGUUCCCUGUCAAUGGCCAGAUAACCCGACAUCCGCGCAUGCAGCCGAUGCUAAUGAUCCUGCCCAACCCCUGACCGUAUCCGCCGACCAAGUCGAAUAUGGUAUUUUAUGCGUGAAACUUUGGAAGAUCAGAUCAAAUGUUCCGGGGCAAUGGAAGCCUCGAGCCAUAUUAGAACACGGCAGUUCGCUCAUAGAGCUCGACCUCAGCAAAUGGCUGAUAUCGGGGUCUGUCGCGCGUGGUCACGCAACAACUCUUCGGAUCGACCUGUCUCUUAUGGCGCAACCCUGCGAGGCCAUCCUGCACCUGCUUUUUGAGCGCCACUUGGACUCGAAUCAGUCGCCGAGGGGGGGCGAUGCGGUACUGGAUCUCGGCUCAAUAAGCUUAGGGCCAUUUGCGGAACCCCGUACGAUGAGAAUGGAGUCCUGUUUCUUCAAGGAUGCUGCGGUCGAGAUCGACAUAACCGUCACAUUCUCACGAGCCCAUCUCCCUAUCAUGUUGGAAGACAGGAUGCUGAGCAAAUGGCGUAGAGGGCCACGUCGUGAUCUUGGUGACCUUCAGCUCAUCGAAGCGAAGGACACUGAUACUUUCUACCUCAUGACGACCAUAUCUGCAGAAGACUACCGGAAGGGAUCGGCCACAUUCUCUCAUGAAAGCCCUUGGAUCCUGCCAGUCCGGUUUUCGUACAAAUCCCCAGGUCACCUCCAUUUCUUAAGCCCGAUCUCAAGCAACAAGCAUCUCCUCGGCCUCGUCCAGAAGUGCCGCCGAGUAACCAACGGAAAGGCUCAACUGUACGCCGCACAGCUUGUAUGUGCACUGGAAAGCCUGCACGACCUGGGUGUAGUCGGCUUGCUUAGCUCUGAAAAUGUCCUCGUGGAUGUGUUUGGUGACAUCCGCAUCAUCACCCCGAGACUGUUCACGACCGACCAGAGUUUCAGCCAAACGGUAUACACCGCUCCCGAGGUUCUGAGGGGUGAAGAACCGUCUCAACUCACGGACUGGUGGAUGAUGGGAGCCCUUCUCUACGAGAUUUUGACGGGGUUACCCCCUUUCUAUCACGAAGUUCACGCCGAGAGAGAUCGCAAGACCCUCGCGGAGGAAUUAGACGUGCCCACAUAUGUCCAGGGCGCUACGGCAGAUAUCCUACGACGCCUGCUAGACAGGAAUCCAGCUCAACGCUUGGGAGGAGUAUGUGGCGUAUCAGAGAUCAAGAAACACGACUUCUUCGUGGGUCUCGAUUGGCAACAUCCCAGCGCCGGACGCUCUGAAUUAACCCCCUCUCAACCACACAAUGCCGACAACAUCUUCAAAAACUCACUUAACAAUGUCACCAUCAAACCACCUCGAAAACCUCGCGAGUCCGGGGGGUAUGUGUAUGAGGAGUACCCCUAUGGUCAACUGGCCAACGGCGGCAAACCCGAACAGACUAUAGGACGGCUGCGAAGCUCGUCUGAUAUUUUCAACCCAGCUCUCUCCGAGCGGGUGCAUCUGAGCCCAGACCAGGCUGCUGCAAACGCUCUUCAGGCAGACCCUGGACGUGAGGGCGGCGAGCCCGAGGCAAUCAUGGCACGGCUUAAGGCGGCGUUACAGACGAAGCAAAGCACGGAGAAAGUCGCCCACAUUCUCGACGGCUGCGCCAGCGACGUACUAGCAACCGUCCUCAUGUCUCCCAUCCUCCUCGUCAACAUGACGCCCAUCGACACGAUUGCGCCCAUGACACUGUCGUGCGAGGUCCCGAUCACAGCGCUUGAAUGGACGGUGGAGCUUGGGCGUGCGGACCUGGUCCUCCUCCUCCUCGGCUGGGGUGCGGAUUCUAAUUUUACCUUCGACGAGAGGUACGGCCCUGCGCUCACACGGGCAGCCAGAGAGCGGAGGACGCAGCUCGUGGACAUUCUUGCCCCUAAAACGAGCCGCAUUCUCGCGCUACGCACGCUCUGCCUGGCCGUCGAGCAAAGGGACAUACCCACCGUCACGUGCCUUCUUUCCCACGGCGUCCCCUGCGACUUUGAUGCGGCAGACCACCCCCUGCCGUCCCCACGGACAUCCCACCAUGAGACGGGCUUCUGCGGCACCGAGCCCUCCAUGAUUUGGGGCUUCUAUCUUCCUCCCGUCAUCCGCGCAGCGAGGCACGGCGACGCCGCCAUGGUUCGCCUGCUGCUGAGCCAUGGCGCGGACCCCAACACUGCAUAUCACUCCAUGACCUGGCUAGCGCCGGAGUGGCACGACUCCUGGCAGGAGGCGGCGGAAGCCAGGGGCUCGUGGAAUGCUGGCUUUGUGUGUGGGCGGGUCGUGCAGUUGGCGAUGCAACUUGAACACCGGGACGUGGUCGACGCGUUGCUGGAAGGUGGCGCGGAUAUCGGGCUUCCCCAUUCGGAGUGGCCCGGGCCAGCGCACUUUUGUUCUACGGUGCCGCGGAGCGUGUAUCUCCGGGUAACGGCUGGGCUGGAGGAGGCUGCUAGAGUCAGGGGCGGGUAG
Molecule: messenger RNA, 2544 nt
Organism: Verticillium dahliae VdLs.17
Lineage: Eukaryota; Fungi; Ascomycota; Sordariomycetes; Glomerellales; Plectosphaerellaceae
Product: ribosomal protein S6 kinase alpha-2
Exons: 2
Coding region: 1-2544 (847 amino acids)
Biological process (GO): protein phosphorylation
Molecular function (GO): ATP binding; protein kinase activity; protein binding
Source: RefSeq, a predicted model, not a curated record